Molecule: messenger RNA, 540 nt
Organism: Psilocybe cubensis
Lineage: Eukaryota; Fungi; Basidiomycota; Agaricomycetes; Agaricales; Agrocybaceae
Exons: 1
Coding region: 1-540 (179 amino acids)
Source: RefSeq, a predicted model, not a curated record
AUGAUAAACACUCCCCACUUCAUCAACUCUCGUUCAUGGACGCUUAAGAAUCUCCGUCCGUUUGAUCGACAAGCCUAUGUGGACUCUUUACUUUCCCAGUACCAAGAGAUACCUGAAGAAUUUCGUUUAUGGAUACUGGAGUGGCCGAACUGUCUUGCGAUUUCUUGCAUGUGGCCUGGUCUCCCGUUCGUCGAUUGCUUCAAGGGAAACGCGGAGAGGCGGUAUGGCGUCAAUUGGUUGGGGUACAAAAGUGAAUCACCACAACUUUUAGCAGCUAUUUGCCAAUCUGAGACACCGAACGUCAAAUUUGUACCGGGUUUAUUGAUAUGGAGAGCAUUCACCACAACGGAAUGGCUGGUUUUUAGUCGUGAAGGCGAUUCUCUCUUUGGUCGGGUGUAUGUCAAGGAUUUCAUGAAGUUGGAGUCCUCCGUUAUCAUUCCUCACGAGUCACUAGUUGAAUAUGCUGGCGGUCGGACAGAGCAUGAGGACUUCGAGGACGAGCAGAUGUACCCAGGUUUGACAACACAAUACUUACCAUAA